Camponotus floridanus (Florida carpenter ant) is the source of this 1200-nucleotide messenger RNA. RefSeq lists its product as uncharacterized. Bases 1 to 990 code for a protein of 329 amino acids. The transcript is spliced from 3 exons. Lineage: Eukaryota; Metazoa; Arthropoda; Insecta; Hymenoptera; Formicidae. The record is from RefSeq and is a predicted model, not a curated record.
AUGUUACAAGGCUGUCUGAGUCCUAGCUCUAGAAGAGAUGAGAAACUCUUGAGUGCGAAACGCUCACCGUUUUUGGCACGUGGGCUCCAGGUUGACGGCUGCUCUCGCGUCCACGGCUGCGGAUUGGGGAAGCCUGGAGUCCCGUCGUCGGAAUCCCGGUCGCGAGAAACUUGUCACUGUCUAGCAAACACCCUCUAUCCGGCUCUCGUGUGUCACGCACUGGACCACGUGGUUGCGUUCACGUGUCGGGGGACAAAAGUGGCGCGAGCCGCGCGCGCGCCACCGCGGCUUUCGUUGGACUGCGUGCGUUCUCUCCGUCGUGGCGGUCCUCGCGCUGAUCCCGCUGCCACCACCACCACCACCUCCACCGCUACCGUCGUCUCCUCCACCGCUAUUUCGCCAUCCUCGUCGCUCGCCGAUCCUUCCCGCCUCGGAUCUGCAUCGGCUCGUCUUCGUCCCGCGAGCUUGCGGCGUUUCGGCAACCGCCCCGAGCUUGCGACGAUUCUCUCCACUCGGACUGCAUCGCACUCCCCGCCAGCUCCAACCCCUCAUCGCGCACUGCAACCAUUUGUAAGGAGACAUAACGAUGUCCCAUAUUUCGUCUUCGUAAAAUUACAAUUGGUACCUCGUCUGUACGAUUGGCCAUCGGCUAUCGAGAAUAAUGGAGCAGUUGGCGAGAGCCGAUAUAAGGAGGGGAACAUCGAGCCAGGUCUCGGGCCUCGGUCUCUGUCGUAUUCGAGAUGCCCCGGGGCCAAAACGGCCACGGCCGACAACAUCGUUCCAGAAUGCCCCGGGCACUUCCAAACCCACCGGACGAUGUUGCUCGCAUACGUAAACGCCAACUUCGUCAGGGACAAAGUGACGCUCGUAUAUAUGUUGAUCCGGCCAACGUGGGGAAGAGAAGAAAGACAGAGGAACGGUGGAAGGGACGGGAACGAGGGAAAACGCGACGAGGGAAGAGCGACUUUGCCAUUUCGAGACUCAUUUUAACGUUCGUCUGAAUCGCACGUUCGCGGCUCGUUUCUGCGCCACUCGCUUUAGGCGAUUUAUGCCCGCCAGGCAAUUACGGGACGUCCCAAAUCUCCUCGAUUUCUCGCUUUUGGGAAAUGCAUGCGCAUCGACGGCGUGUCUGAGCAUUCAUGUAUGCAUCCUGCACAAUCGUGUGACUGUAUUGUAACUAUUGUACAGGUUGUACGUGAA